CGGGGGCCCCGCCCACCCGCCAGUCACGUGAGCGCCAAGAUGGCGGCGCUCGGGCGUGAGGCGGGGGCUGACCCCGGAGCGAAAGGUGUGGUGCCGGUGGGAGCUGGGGAAAUGCCCAAGGACAUCAAGAUGGCAACAUACACACGUGGUCAACCCAACCCCUCUCUAGGAGAUAACAAACUCGGAUCAAUGGUCAUUGAAAUCAUAGAAAAAAAAAUUGAGUAUCUUAGAAAAGAAAAUACUUUAAAUAUACGUGGGACACUGCUCAUUGGAACAACAGCUGGUUUCUCUGGAAUAUUGGCAAACUUCCUUUUCAGACACUGCUUCAAGGUUAAACAUGAUGUUUUGAAGACAUAUGCAUCAUUGACUACACUUCCGUUUUUGUCUACCUUAGUUACUUAUAAGCUCCUUGUUACCGAUGCUUUGUAUUCAGGUAAUAUAAGCAUGGAAGAAUAUGCUCUGAGAAGUUCACUGGUUAGCAUAGUAUGUGGUGUUUUAUAUCCAACUGGUUUGGCUUUUUCUAAAAAUGGACGUCUGGCAGUAAAGUACCAUACUGUUCCACUGCCACCAAAAGGAAGGGUUUUACAUCAUUGGCUGAUGCUUUGUCAAACAGAUAUAAAAGGAAUGUUGGUUCCUCUAGCCUUUCAGAUAGUCUUUGGAACGUAUAUAGGUAUACAACAUUAUGAAAAAUUUCAGAGUACAUUAGAGAAAACUGUACAUGAAGAUUAACCAAAUAGUGAAUGGAUUUUUUUAUGGUGAGGACUCAGGUAUUGCUGAAAGAGUUCAAAGUAACUCUGGACAAUUUGUUUCUAUUCUUUUGCCUAGUGUAUAGCAGGUUCUCAAUAAAUAUUCAGGAACUCAAUAAAUAAAUAUAAGUUCUUUCUUUCUUCCUCA
Eptesicus fuscus (big brown bat) is the source of this 894-nucleotide messenger RNA. RefSeq names its product transmembrane protein 126B (gene TMEM126B). Gene Ontology annotation, biological process: mitochondrial respiratory chain complex I assembly. Gene Ontology annotation, cellular component: mitochondrion. The record is from RefSeq and is a predicted model, not a curated record. The transcript is spliced from 5 exons. The coding region runs from base 40 to 729 and encodes 229 amino acids. Lineage: Eukaryota; Metazoa; Chordata; Mammalia; Chiroptera; Vespertilionidae.